GACCUUAGCCCAAUUACCCCCGAUUGAAUCUGGAUCCAAAUCCUAGACCCGAUAUUGACUCAUGCAGAGUCCGGGUUUAGAACGAAUCCGGACCUGACCCAACCCACUGCGGAGUCCGAGUUUAUAACGAAACCGGACCUGACCCAACCCGCUCGCAAUGGGCCCACUGAUUUCUUCAGAAUAGCGUACGGCAGCGGCCGGCGGGUUCGAAGUUUCAGCGGGCGACGGUUUCCCAUCUGCAGUGAGGCGGUGAUCUCACCGACCCACGGAUCCGCGUCCCCCGCGCGUCGAAGCAACGCCACUACGCCCAGGCCUAUUUCCCUUCUCCCCCACAACACCCCCCUCCUCCCCUCCUCCCUGGGCGGCCCCUCACCUCUUUUCUUGAGACCGAGACAAUCCCAUCGCCGCAUACUAAGUCAGCCUCCGUACGAGGAGCGGUCCGAUCACCGCUCUGGGACGCCACCAACGAUGGAGACGCAGCAAUUCAGGGAUCGGAGGCCAGACGCCCUCGGCGACCUUCGAGUCCUCCCCGACGAUUUCCUCUGCGCCAUCCUCGAACUCCUCUCCCCUCCCGACCUCGCCCGCCUCGCUUGUGUCAGCAGUGUUAUGUAUAUGCUGUGCAAUGAAGAGCCACUAUGGAUGAAUCAAUGUCUCAAAGUUGGGGGUCUUCUUGAGUACAAAGGUUCGUGGAAGAAGACAACAUUGCACAGGCAAAAUAUCUACCCUAAAAAUGAAGAAACUUGCCGAAAGCCUCUGCAGUUCGAUGGGUUCUAUUCCUUUUUCUUAUAUAGAAGAUGGUACAGGUGUUUUACCACAUUAAAUUCCUUUUCUUUGGACAGUAGAGAUCUAGAAAGAAAGAAGGACCUUACCUUGGAUGAGUUUCAUUCUGAAUAUGAUGGCAAAAAACCUGUUUUGCUUACUGAGAUGGCUGAAACUUGGCCAGCAAGAACUAAGUGGACGAUUGAUCAGCUAUUGUUGAACUAUGGGGAUGUUACUCUCGGAAUAUCUCAGAGGAGCUCAAAAAAAAUUACUAUGAAAUUUAAAGACUAUGUCUCAUACAUGAAACUUCAACAUGAUGAAGAUCCCCUUUAUGUUUUUGAUGACAAGUUUGGAGAAGCUGCACCAGCUUUAUUGGAAGAUUACAACGUGCCUCAUUUGUUCCAAGAAGACUUUUUUGAUGUCUUAGAUCAUGAUCAGCGGCCUUCUUUUAGAUGGCUAAUUAUUGGACCCGAGAGGUCCGGCGCAUCUUGGCAUGUUGACCCUGCCCUAACCAGUGCCUGGAACACGCUUCUAUCUGGGCGGAAAAGGUGGGCAUUGUACCCUCCAGGUAGAGUUCCUGCAGGUGUUACUGUACAUGUAAAUGAGGAAGAUGGUGAUGUUAAUAUUGAGAGCCCGACAUCCCUGCAGUGGUGGCUAGAUAUUUAUCCUCAACUUGCUGACCAUGAUAAGCCACUAGAGUGCACUCAACUGCCAGGAGAGACAAUAUUUGUUCCAAGUGGUUGGUGGCAUUGCGUGCUAAAUCUUGAGACAACCAUUGCCAUCACUCAGAACUUUGUAAAUGCAUCAAAUUUUGAAUUUGUAUGUCUGGAUAUGGCACCUGGCCAUCAUCAUAAAGGAGUUUCUCGUGCUGGAUUGUUGGCUGUCCAGGAUAAGGGUUUUGGAAAUGUUGAAAACAAUGCAUUCCUUGAGACAAAUUCUUUUAAUUUUCCUGAUAUGACUAGGAAAGAGAAAAGGCUCAAACAUGUGGAACCUGGGAAAGAGCCAUCUAGAUAUGGUAGCAGUUGGCAUGCUAAAGAUGAGUUCUCAGAAGCUCACAGCAAUUUAUGGAAACAGAAAUUUUCUUAUGAUAUAGAUUUAUUAUCUACAUUUUUGGAGGAAGAUAGAGACCACUAUAAUUCUAUUUGGAGCGCUAGCAACAGCAUUGGACAAAGAGAAAUGAGAGAAUGGUUGCACAAGCUUUGGAUCACAAAGCCAGCAAUGAGACAAUUAAUAUGGAAGGGUGCACAGAUAGCUUUAAAUGUUGAUAGAUGGUAUGCAUGUAUGCUGGAAAUUUGUGCAUGCCAUAAUUUGCCAUCUCCCAUGGAUGAUGAGAAGCUUCCUGUUGGCACAGGUAGCAAUCCUGUUUUUCUUGUUUCUGACUAUGUCAUAAAAAUUUAUGCUGAAGGAGGCUUGGAGUCUGCUAUCCAUGGUCUGGGCACUGAGCUUGAGUUCUACGAUCUUCUUCAUAAAGCCAAGUCACCUUUGAUAGAUCAUGUUCCUGAGAUUUUGGCUAGUGGUAUUCUUGUCUAUGAAAGUGGUCGCUAUAGAACAUUUCGAUGGGAGGGAAAAGGAGUACCAGAUGUGAUUGUUAACUGCAAUCUUAUCAAGGGAGAAUGCGUAGAGGUUUGCUUUCCUUUUGGUGUAUGGAGCAAAAUACAAUUUGUACUAAAAAAAUCAGGAUCUGUUUCAUGCACAAGGAUAUGGCCAUACAUAGUAACUAAAAGAUGCAAAGGAAAUAUUUUUGCUCAUCUAAGGGAUACAUUAUCAGAUGAUGAUGUCUUACAUCUAGCUUCUUUUUUGGGUGAUCAACUGCGAAAUCUUCACCUUUUACCCCUACCACAUUUCCAGCAUACCAUCCAUUCAGAGGUGAACAAUUUAUCUUUGGCAAGAACCUUCAACAGUUUGGUUGAAAGUUCCAAGACAUCUGCAACAAAUGCUUCUGCAAGAGCAGUUUCUGAGGGUUUUAAUAUUCCACUAGAAUGGGAGCUUGUUAUUGCAGAUCUGGAUAUAAGAAAGAAGAAUAUAAAAAACCGUCUAGUUCAAUGGGGGGAUCCAAUUCCAGGACUUCUAAUAGAGAAUGUUGAAGAGUACCUUCCACGUGAUCUCACAAUGUUUCUCGACUUAAUCAUGGAUAAUGAUGGCUUGUACAAGGUCUGUGAAUCUCCUACUUGGAUACAUUCAGAUAUCAUGGAUGACAACAUUCAUAUGGAACCAUGCCUGCCUAUGCAUCGCUUUGGUGAGGAUGCUCCACAUGCAAGUGUCAUUGCUAAUGGCAAACUUGAUUCUAGUAAUGGGGAAAGAGGGCUGAGGAAAUGGCAUCCCACUCAUAUUCUUGAUUUCAGUAAUUUGUCUAUUGGGGAUCCUUUAUACGACUUGAUUCCAAUAUACCUGGAUGUUUUCAGAGGAGAUGCAUAUCUUCUUAAGAAACUUUUGGAAAGCUACAAACUUCCAUUGGCAGGAAGAAUAGCUGACCUUGAUGCAUUUUGUUGGGGACCAGUAGAUAAUCAGAAGAAGCUGAAAAGAAUAUCAUAUCGUGCCAUGUGCUAUUGUAUUUUACAUGAGGAGAAUGUCCUGGGAGCUAUAUUCAGUUUAUGGAAGGAAUUGAGGACAGCCAAGUCAUGGGAGGAGGUCGAAGAAGUCGUUUGGGGAGAGUUGAAUGAUUACCAAUCCUCUGAUUGAAGGUUCUGAUUUCUAAAUAAUGCAGCCCAACUUGACUUAACCCACAAUCUGAAUAGGAGAUCUUAAUAGUCAUUUUUUUCUGAGUUUAUCUUAUUCUGUUUAUAUAUAACUGUACUUUAUAGUUUUUCAUUGUAUAUUUUUUGUUUAAAAUGGGAAUACUUGGACCAAGAUUAUGAAUAUUUUUUUUUGCUGAUAUCCUUGACCCAAUUUAUAUGGAGCUGAUGUUUAUUAAACUUUUUGAUAA
Messenger RNA from Phoenix dactylifera (date palm), 3682 nucleotides. RefSeq names its product putative glycosyltransferase. Lineage: Eukaryota; Viridiplantae; Streptophyta; Magnoliopsida; Arecales; Arecaceae. Gene Ontology annotation, cellular component: cytoplasm. The record is from RefSeq and is a predicted model, not a curated record. Gene Ontology annotation, molecular function: protein binding.